CCCAGGUGGGGCUCAGUGCCCGAGUUGCGGCCACGCGCCCCGCCCCGCCCAGAUUGCAGCCCUUGCGGAAGUGCGGGCCGCGCCCGGGAUGUUGUCCCUGGCGGCCACGCUCUGGCGGCCGCGGGGUCCUGGACUGGCCCUGAGGCCCCUGCGCUCUGCUGCUUGCGCAGAGUCCCGGCCUUGGGCAGGCCGCAGGGAAGGGCGCGUCCUCGCCUACCGCGCCGCCCGCGGUGAUCUAAAAAAGCUUUGGGCGCUUCUCGAAGACCUGGUGUCCGAAACCCAGGCUAGAGGUAAGCAUGGCGGAGCAGGAACCCACAGCCGAGCAGCUGGCCCAAAUUGCAGCUGAGAAUGAGGAGGAUGAGCACUCAGUCAACUACAAGCCCCCGGCCCAGAAGAGCAUCCAGGAAAUCCAGGAGCUGGACAAGGAUGACGAGAGCCUGCGCAAGUACAAGGAAGCCCUGCUGGGCCGCGUGGCUGUCUCUGCUGACCCCAACUGCCCUAACGUCAUCGUGACUCGUCUGACCCUAGUGUGUAGCACCGCCCCUGGUCCACUGGAGUUAGAUCUGACAGGUGAUCUGGAGAGCUUCAAGAAGCAGUCCUUCGUUCUCAAGGAGGGUGUGGAGUACCGGAUAAAAAUCUCUUUCCGGGUGAACAGGGAGAUUGUGUCUGGCAUGAAGUACAUCCAACAUACCUACCGGAAAGGCGUCAAGAUUGACAAGACUGACUACAUGGUGGGGAGCUAUGGGCCUCGAGCAGAGGAAUAUGAGUUCCUGACACCCAUGGAGGAAGCACCCAAGGGCAUGCUGGCUCGAGGCAGCUACAACAUCAAGUCCCGCUUCACAGACGACGACAAGACUGACCAUCUGUCCUGGGAGUGGAAUCUCACCAUCAAAAAGGAGUGGAAAGACUGAGGCCUGGCUGGGAGGCGGGCAGGGUAGAUGGACAGACGAAUGGACGGACGAA
Molecule: messenger RNA, 963 nt
Organism: Chinchilla lanigera (long-tailed chinchilla)
Lineage: Eukaryota; Metazoa; Chordata; Mammalia; Rodentia; Chinchillidae
Gene: Arhgdia
Product: Rho GDP dissociation inhibitor (GDI) alpha
Exons: 6
Coding region: 297-911 (204 amino acids)
Biological process (GO): Rho protein signal transduction
Cellular component (GO): cytosol; cytoplasm; membrane
Molecular function (GO): protein binding; Rho GDP-dissociation inhibitor activity
Source: RefSeq, a predicted model, not a curated record